UCUAUAUAUACUUAGCACAUAGAUUAAUAGAUAUUCAUUCAUUGAUCUAGCCAAAGUUGGGUGACAAUGGAUUCUCAUAAACUCCUCCUUUCUUGUUUUUUGCUAUUUUCCUACUUCAUUUGUGUUGCUCAUGGGAUUGAUACCAUUAGCACCCACCACAAAAACGUCAUGUGUAUUGAGAAAGAGAGAGAAGCUUUGUUGAAAUUCAAAGAGGGUAUUCAAGUCGAUCGUUGUGGGCUGCUGUCUUCUUGGGGGAUUAAUGAUGACAACAACAGAAAUUGUUGUCAAUGGCGUGGCAUCCGUUGUAGCAACCAAACUGGCCACAUAAUCAAGCUUGACCUUCAUGGGGUUGAUAUUUUUUAUUUAGAGGAUCAUUGUUUGCAAGGUAAAGUGAGUUCUUCCCUUGUUGAUUUGAAGCAUUUGAGUUACUUGGAUCUCAGCUUUAACUAUUUCGACCAACCCAUCCCUAGUUUUCUUGGUUCCCUUCUGAGUUUGAAAUACCUUAACCUAUCCAGUGCUGGAUUCAGUGGAGAAAUUCCACACCAGCUCGGAAAUCUAUCCUCCUUGAUUUCUCUUGAUCUUAAAAAUUUCUUUCAAAUAGAUAGCAUCGACGACCUUAUUGUCAAAAACUUGUCUUGGCUCUCACAUCUAAAAUUGUUAAGAUACAUCGACAUGAGUGGUAUCGAUCUUGAAAGAGCCAUAGACUGGCUAAGAAUCGUGAACGACCUCCCAUUCUUAAGAGUUCUUCAGUUGGAGUACUGUAACCUUCCCUCUAGAGUUCCAUGGCCACUUUCAUACAAAAACUCCACUACCACUCUUUCAUAUCUUAGUCUUGCUGGAAAUGAUUUGAAUGAUUUAUCAAUAUUCCAAUGGCUUUUUAAUUUGAGUGGAAUGGACACUCACCUUGCACAUGUUGAUCUCAGUCACAAUCAACUUGAGGGUCCUUUUCCAAGCGCAUUUGGGAAGAUGCAUAAUCUUUCAUAUCUAAAUCUCUCUGGUAAUCAACUAGAAGGUCGCCUUCCUGAAGCACUUGGAAAUAUGCAUAAUCUUUCAUAUCUAGAUCUCUCUGGUAAUCAACUAGAAGAUCCCCUUCCUGAAGCACUUGGAAAUAUGCAUGCUCUUUCGCAUCUAGACCUUUCCAACAAUAAAUUGCAAGGUUCAAUUCCAGACACAAUUUCAAACAUACAAUCACUCCAAUAUCUCGACCUCUCAUUAAAUAAGCUCUCACAGUUUCCUAAAAUAGGCAAUCUGUGUAGCUUACAAGUACUCCACUUGGAAAAAGCCAACAUCACCGAUGAGCUUCCCAACAUAAUCCAAACACUAACAGGAUGCGCAAACAAGUCCUUACUGGAUUUAUGUCUAAGUGAUAAUCAAAUCUGGGGUCCAAUUCCAGACACGAUUGGCACAUUUUCAUUAUUACAAGUGUUGCGUCUUGAUCAUAACUAUUUGAAUGGAACCAUCGGUCGUCGUUUGGGGCAACUAUCAAUGCUCGAGACCUUGGAUCUUUCUUCCAACUCUCUACAUGGUACUCUCUGUAGCAGCCAUUUCUCAAACCUGUCAAGAUCAUCGGUGUUAGACCUUUCAAAUAAUCCAGCACUGGUGCUCGAUAUUGAAGAUGAUUGGGUUCCUCCAUUCCAGCUGGAUACUAUAUCAUUAAGUUCUUGCAGAUUGGGACCAAUCUUUCCAAACUGGCUUGUGAGCCAAAAUACUUAUUCCCAUCUUGAUAUUUCUGCUGCUGGAAUUUCAGACAGCAUUCCGGAUUUUUUUACAUUGCCUUCAAAGCUCACUUAUCUUAGUAUGUCUAAUAAUAUGAUGUAUGGAACACUUCCAUAUUUUGAUGUACCAACCACAGAUUCUAUGCUUACCAUAGAUAUGAGUUUUAACAAUUUUGAAGGUGCAAUACCACCAUUUCCAGUAAACCUUACCUCAUUAUACUUGAAUAACAACAGGUUUUCCGACCCCGUCCUCUUAUUGUGUCCUAGAGGUGAAGUACGGCUAUCCAAUCUUGAUCUCUCAAAUAAUUUGUUGUUCGGGAAACUUCCAGAUUGUUGGAUGAAUUUCGAACAAUUAUCCAUUCUCCAUUUAGAGAAUAAUAACUUUUCUGGUGGUAUACCACCUUCCAUUAGUUAUUUGGAGCGAUUGGAGUCGUUGCACUUGCGCAACAAUAGUUUUUCGGGAGAACUUCCAAGAUCAUUAGAGGAUUUCACAUCCCUAGUUUUUCUUGAUCUUGCUCAUAAUUCAUUUACUGGACGUAUAUUGCCAGGUAUUGGUACUAAUCACGAAAGUCUCAGUUUUCUAAGCCUUGGAAACAAUAAUUUUGUUGGAGAAAUACCUUUGAGCCUUUGUCAAUUGCCCUUUCUUCAAAUCUUGGAUCUCGCUGUCAAUGAAAUUUCUGGAACCAUUCCAAAUUGCAUUGGUAAUCUUACAGCAAUGCAAAGUACAACAGAUAUGCUUCCACAAUUGCAAUAUAAUGGCAUUGGCUCUAAUUACGUGAUCGCUAUUGCAUACACUGAUGCUGCGACGAUUAUGUGGAAACAAACGGAAAGGAGCUUUGGGAAGUUUAUAGGACUAGUCAAGCUUAUUGAUCUUUCAAACAAUAAGUUGGAAGGAGAAAUUCCCAGAGAAAUUUCAGCUCUGCAUGGUCUCGUCUCCUUAAACUUAUCAAGAAACAGUUUGGUUGGAAGCAUCACACCGGAAAUUGGACAAUUGACAGCUUUAGAAGUUCUUGGUUUGUCAAACAACCACCUCUCUGGUGAAAUCCCUGCAAGCAUCACUGCUUUGAGUUCUCUCAGCAACUUGGAUUUGUCAAACAACCACUUCUUUGGAGAAAUUCCGAAGGGCACUCAACUUCAAGGUUUCAAUGCUUCAGUAUAUGCUGGAAAUCCUCAACUUUGUGGAGCUCCUCUCUCGAAUUGCUCUUGGGAUCAACCACACCACAACUCGACGAGGGGUGAUAAUACUACUCCCCACGAUGACACUGAUGAUGACAAGAUGUUUAUUGUGGGGUUGUACGUAAGUGUGGUGCUCGGAUUUAUCAUAGGAUUUUGGGGAGUUUAUGGAACAUUGGUGGUCAAAAGAUCUUGGAGACGUGCCUUUUUUCAGUUCUUUGAUGACAUGAAAGAUAGGCUCUAUGUCAUGGUUUCAUCCACAGGCUGAGGUUCAGUGCUAGAGGAAUCGACUUAUCUAGUACCAGUUUGAGAUGCUCUUAGCAUUGCUAGGAAGUUUCAAUGAACUGAGGGUCUGGAUGGAGGAAAGCCCUCCGGAUGUUAGUCGACAUAUCCUUACUGAAUUCAUCUUAAUAAAAUCUAUCCUGUUUUUCUGUUACCAAAAAAAGAAAAAGGUUCAACUCACCUUAGCUUGCUAAAGAAUGUAAUGUAUCUGUAAUGUAAUAUAAUCGAUGUGAUUCUUACAAUAUUUUGCAAUCAA
Messenger RNA from Chenopodium quinoa (quinoa), 3426 nucleotides. Its product is annotated as LRR receptor-like serine/threonine-protein kinase GSO1. The record is from RefSeq and is a predicted model, not a curated record. Gene Ontology annotation, molecular function: protein binding. The coding region runs from base 67 to 3156 and encodes 1029 amino acids. The transcript is spliced from 2 exons. NCBI's taxonomy places the organism in Eukaryota, Viridiplantae, Streptophyta, Magnoliopsida, Caryophyllales, Amaranthaceae.